AAUAAUUUCCCAUCUUCCCCGUUGCUUCCGUUACCUACAGGACACUGCAAAUAUUUUUGCAAAACUCAAACUCCUUUGCUGCAAGCGCAGACUUUAUUUCUUUCAUUUUUCUUUCAUCAUCGCUAAUCAGAAUUAACAGGGCUACCGCACUAAAUAAUUUUAAUGGAGCAUGAUCCAAGAAAGAAGAGCUCUGCUAUUGGUGGUACCUCGCCGAUGGCGAGGAAAAAAAAUGGGAAAAAGAGAAAAUUCUUGUUGUGUUUAUUAUCUUCGGCCGUUUAUCCUCCUGCAGCCGAAGCAGACAGGAUUUUGGCGGGGUCGCCUGCUCGCAAAGUUUAAUUUCAAAAAUCUAGUUUUCAUGUCUUUACUGCUCUAUUCUAUCUUUCACUGUGCAGGGAGAGAGAGAGAGAUUGAUCAGAUGAAAUUAAUCCAAGCAUUGAAUGCACCCAACAACCCAAGAGUGGCGAUAUUCAAUUCUCUAUCAGCAGCUACUACUACAUGGUCCCAUUUCUUUGUGUGAAAUGGAUGGUUUCAGUGUAGACGAGAAUGAAGAUGCACCUAAGAAGAGAGAGAAUGGGAUUUCUUGGCCACAUCUACAUACUCAUGUCCAACACAGACGUUCCAAGAGUGCAUUUGGCCGGAAAUUGGAAGUUUCAAGAGGUGGAAUAUUGCACUCCACAAAGAAGGACCAUAAUGGAACCAAUAUGUCACCGCUGUCAUCAAGGGCUUAUAGGACACAAAGUCCACUCCAUGACUAUCCUACUUGUACAAAUAAAAAUAUUUCAUCAGACCAUCGAGCUUCCUUAGAACAAGAUAUUGAGCUGCUGCAAUUACGGUUGCAAGAAGAGAAAUCUAUGCGCAUGAUGCUCGAGAGAGCAAUGGGCCGAGUUUCAAGUACUUUAUCUCCUGGACAUAGGCAUUUUGCUACUCAGACAAAGGAGUUGAUUGCAGAGAUUGAGUUACUGGAGGAAGAGGUCGCAAACCGAGAGCAGCAUGUACUCUCUCUGUAUAGGAGUAUUUUUGAACAUUGUGUUAGUCGUGCUCCUUCAGAGCAAAAUUCAGGGGUCACUUCUCCUGCCCAUACAAAGCAAGUAUCCAGGAAACACCCAAGUAUUAUUUCAAGUGCUUUCUGCUCCUCAAAAAAGUUCCCUUUCCGUCCUCUGCAAGCUUUAGUUUUUACCAGCGAGUCAGGAAAAAAAUCCUCCAAGGCUAGCGAUGCUCCAUCGUUCAUCAAGAAAAGCGACAUUCAAUUUGAGAAGAUUUGUUUUGACCAUAUCAUGGCUCAUGAAAAGAUUCCAGACAUGGAGAAAAGUCCAAUACUGAGAACUCUAAAAAAUCAUCUCUGCCAGUGCCCAAGCAUGUUGUCUGAGGAAAUGGUCAGGUGUAUGGCUGCAGUAUACUUCUGGCUUCGUAGCACAUCUGUUUCUGGAAAAAAUAGAUCACCUACUUUGUCAAGAUCAUCCACUAACGUUGUACUUCCCCGGCAUGGUAUAGGCGAGGACCGAGGUUGGUCUUGCAAAUCCAUGGAAGAAAUAUCUCUGAUAUCAACUGAUAAAAGCCAGUUCUCUCGUGCAUCCUAUGCCAUUAAUAACUAUAGAGUUCUUGUUGAGCAACUGGAAGGGGUGAAUGUUAGUCAGAUGGAAAACAAUGCUCAAACUGCAUUUUGGAUGAAUGUGUAUAAUGCCCUUGUUAUGCAUGCAUAUUUAGCAUAUGGAAUCCCCCACAGCUCUCUGAGGAGGUUAGCCUUGUUUCAUAAGGCUGCUUAUAACAUUGGUGGCCACAUCAUUAGUGCAAAUGCUAUAGAGCAGUCAAUCUUUUGCUUCCGCACACCCCGAGUUGGAACGUGGCUUGAGACAAUCUUUUCCACUACCUUGCGGAAAAGAUCCAGUGAAGAAAGGAAACUUAUUAGUUCCAAGUUUGGCCUCUCAGAUGCUCAACCCCUAGUCUGCUUUGGGCUCUGUACUGGAGCUCUUUCUGAUCCUGUGCUAAAAGUCUAUACAGCAUCAAAUGUUAAAGAGGAAUUGGAGGUUGCAAAAAGAGAGUUUCUUCAAACAAACAUAGUUGUGAAGAAGUCAAGGAAAGUGUUUCUACCCAAAUUGCUUGAAAGAUUUGCAAAGGAAGCCUCUAUCAACUCAGAUGAUCUUCUCAAGUGGUUAAUAGAAAAUGUGGAUACCAAACUCCAUGAUUCAAUUCAGAAAUGCAUUGAUAGGAAAUCAAGCAAAAAGGCUUCACAGGUCAUAGAGUGGUUGCCUUACAGCUCAAGGUUUCAGUAUGUAUUCUCAAAGGAUUUGACAGAGAAGCCACGGUGGAUAUGAGCUUGUUAUGAUCUACAUUUAUUGUCCAUCUGAUCUUUGCCUAUUUUAGAUGCCACUUUGUAGCCCAUGAAUUUUUAAAUUCCUCCAACAAAUGUUUGGUUGGAUUUUCUUUUCUUUUCUUUUCUUUU
Messenger RNA from Manihot esculenta (cassava), 2440 nucleotides. RefSeq lists its product as uncharacterized. Lineage: Eukaryota; Viridiplantae; Streptophyta; Magnoliopsida; Malpighiales; Euphorbiaceae. The coding region runs from base 438 to 2312 and encodes 624 amino acids. The transcript has 12 exons. The record is from RefSeq and is a predicted model, not a curated record.